Molecule: messenger RNA, 2030 nt
Organism: Benincasa hispida (wax gourd)
Lineage: Eukaryota; Viridiplantae; Streptophyta; Magnoliopsida; Cucurbitales; Cucurbitaceae
Source: RefSeq, a predicted model, not a curated record
UAACUUACAUUUUUUUUUUCUUUUUUUCUUUUUUUUUUUUUUUUUUUUUCUCUUCGAGAAAGGAAUUGAUAAUGUCUUCUCAAAUUUCAAUUCUCCUACUUCAAUUAUGAAAGCCAAUCACAUUCCUCAUACUAAAGCGUUCUAUUGCAAAUUUUCAUCCUAGCAUUUGGACUAAUCAUUUCCUUUCAUCUACCUUUGAUGAUGCAUGAAAGUAGAUGAUGAAAUGAAAGAACGAGCUGAAAAGUUGAAAGAAGAAAUACGGAUGAUGGUGGUUGAUUACAUGGAAAACCCAUUGGAGAAGUUAAAGUUAGUUGAUUCAAUCCAACGGCUAGGUGUAUCUUAUCAUUUUGAAAAUGAGAUCGACAAAUUCUUACAACAAUUAUAUGUGUCUUAUACAACUUUAUUGACUAAAGAGAAUGGUGAAGAUCUUCAUAUUACUGCUCUUCUAUUUCGACUUCUUAGACAACAAGGUUAUAGGAUCUCAUGUGAAAUAUUCUCAAACUUCAUGGACAACAAUAGAAAAUUUAAAGAAUCAUUGGGUGAUGAUAAAAGAGGAAUUUUGAGCCUAUAUGAAGCAUCACAUAUGAGGGGACAUGGAGAAGCUGUGCUUGAGGAAGCACUUGAAUUUACUACCACACAUCUUGAAAGAUAUUCAAAAUCAAAUCCUCAUUUUGCAGCUGAACUUAGCAAAGCCUUGAAAUUGCCUAUUAGAAAAGAUAUUUCAAGAAACAAGGCAAGAGAGUAUUUGGAUAUCUACCAACAAGAUCCUUCCCACGAUGAGACUUUGCUUAUAUUCUCAAAACUAGACUUCAACAUAUUACAAAAACUUCAGCAAAAGGAGCUAUGUGAAAUUUCCAGGUACUGCUGCAAUUAUAUGCGCUUCUAUUUUUUGUAUCAAGCAUGCUAACUGGCUUGACUUUGUAGAACUAUUUUUUUUAUUUCUUAGGAGCUUUCUAAUUUUUCUAUUUUUAAAAAACUGAUUUCCAUAACUUUAGAAUGGUCUUUCAAAGAGAUCUUUAUUUCCACUCUCUUUCCUUUUAAUUUCCAAAUGUUUAUCCUCUGAAGAAGUUUAUGAUCAACCAAUAUUUUUAAAACCUGAUUUCCAUAACAGCAUCGCGGUGCCACAAUACGACCCCACAGGCUCAUAUUGAAUCUGCACGACAUGUGAAGUUCUUUUGUCGUAGUGCCACUCAACAGCGAUAUGACACUAACCUGAAACCUCCUGCGUAGUGUUGUAAAGCACCAUGACGCACCUUUUUUGAGCAAAUUGGUCUUGUUUUCCUCCCUACUUUAGAGGUUUAGCCUUGUCUUGAUUUUAUUGGACAAAGAUAAUAUAUUUUCACUCUAUUAACCUCCAAAUCACGUUCUUUUGCUCAAAGUCUAAAAAUCACUAGUAAAUGACAUCAAAUAUAAUAAUAUUAAGCAUAAACAACUCUAAAAAAAAGGCAAUGUCAUAAUGCCGAAAGAAACAUCUGAAACCGAGACCCAAACACCAAAAAAUACCUCUGCAAACAGACACCCACUGAAUAGAUUCUUCUCCAGCAGCGUUUUCCUCUCUCUCACCGCCUAUCUAUUUCUUUCUCUCUCUAUGUAUUCCAAUAUGUGGUAGCCCUCUCUUUUGGCCCGUUUGGUUCAUGAGAAUAAGAGGUGGGAAUGGAAAAUGAUAUUCUAUUACCAUGUUUGAUACAAGUUUUUAACCUUGGGAAUGAGAAUAUCUUAUUCCAAGGCAUUUCAUAUUCUCAUCCCUGGAGAUUUUUCAUAACCACUCAAAUUGAAGAGUUUUUUCCAUUUCCAAUAAUUUUAUUCGUUUUUCUUCUUUAUUGAUAUUUGUUAAUUUAUUUAACUUUGAUAAAUAUAUUUAAUUCAUUUAGCCAAUUUCGAUAAAAUCAACUUUCAAGAAUUACAUUUAAGAUUUAUUAAAAGUAGGAGUAAACCUACACAAAUAUCAGACUACAGGGACAAAAGUUGUAUUUUAUUAUUAUCGUUUUUAUUAUUUAGUGUCUAACCAUUCCAUCCAUAUGUGUCUUUCC